AUGUCUCGUAAUCUUGAGAACAUGACCAAAGCAGCAGUUGAUGCUCCAAAUUUAGAAAUAAGUUAUUUCGAAGAACACGCCGUUAAAUCACAGUCAAACAGAGCAAUUUGGAAAGAAUCACUCCUUGCUGCCCCAAAUAAUCCAAAGUUCUGCGAAGAAUAUGCAAGAUAUCUUAUUGAAGCGGAAUGCGACUUUCCAGAAGGAUUGAAGAUCAAAAAUAGACAGCAGUCAAUUGAAAUGGGAAAGAUAUACUCCGUUGACUUCUCUUUCCGUUCAAUGGUAGAAGCAUUUCCCAAAUAUCUAACAGAAAAGAUCCUAGAUUUGAAUGGAGGUGUUAGAAAGAAAGAGACAUCCUCAAAUGGAGCACCAACAAGCGGACGAUCAACUACCGGAUCUCAAGGUUCAAAUCAAAGUACAGGUACCGAUGAAACAACAGAGUUAGAGGCUGAAGUUGAAGAAUUCAUCGGAAAACGCACAAUAAAACAGGCCAGAGAAAGGCUUGCUCUUCAUAGAAUGAUGGAGAAUAAAUUAUCUUCUCCGAUCAAAACAAUUACACCCAUUUCCAUCUUCAUUAUCCUUUUCAUUGUUAUUAUAUUCUGCAUUGGCGUCACAACUGCUACAAUACAGUUGCAAACUUAUGUCAAUGAUAUGAAAUUACUGAGUUCAAUAGCAGAUACAAGGUUCUUUGUUUCUUUAUCGAAUUCUGGAAUGAUUGCAGAAUUCUUCCGUGAAGCUCAGCAAUUGCAGAAAUAUACAACUCCAAUGAAACAGUAUUUAAGGGAUUCUGAUAAGCCUUACCUUGAUCUGUACAACUUUAUGCUUCCUAGUUUAAUCAAUUUCACAACUAUAGCUUCUCAAGCAUAUGAAACAUUUAAUAAUCUUGCAACUGAACAAGCCUUGUCAGGUUUCAAUGUAUCACUAACAACAGAAGGGUUAUUAACAUAUGACACCAUCUUUACAACUUGUCCAUUGGGUGUUGAAACUCCAACAAGUUUAUCAAAUCUUGUUGGUGUUUACUUAGUUGACCAAAGAAUAAUCAGUGGUAAGCCCCAUGUAUUAGAUAUCCUAACAAAUAUGGAUUCCUAUGAGAUUUCCUUGAACUUUGUCAACUUUUUCAGCCAUAUGGAUACUGCAUUUGCAGAUAUCACAAAUGAACAAUAUGAUCUUGGAAAGACUGCUAACAAAUACUUCAGAAAUUUGUCCAUUAUCAUUCCUGUCAUCACAUUUGUUGGCGUUUUCAUUCCAUUUUUCAUCAAUCAUUACAGAGUUCAGAGAUCUCUCAAAGAAUUGAUAGAAAUCAUACAUUCUUUGGACUCUAAAUCCAAACAAGAGGCAAAGGAACUAAUUAUGGUCGGCCAAAAUGAAGAUGAGAUGAAAGUCACAGAAAUGCGUUCAAAAACUUAUUAUUCAACAUCCGUUCUUAUCUUUAUAUGCAUAAUUUCCAUUAUAUUCCUUGGCUUGACAUUCGCAGGUUCAAGAUUAGUUUUAAUGCAUUCUACUCAAUUAAUGAACUUGAAUUCAUGUAACAAAUAUGCCUCUCAAAGAUUAUGUUUAUCAGCUGAAGCAUUUAGUCUGCUCUUUACUUUAACUGUUGUCCAUACAUUUCCAAAUGUAAAUCAGUAUAGAAAUGUUUCGGUUUUAUCAGGAAUCACAAUGGUGAUGGCAAAAAUGAUUGUAGAUGCAGAUAACAAUCUUCUUAACGGAGAUAGCAAAACUCCACCUUGCCAAGGAUUUAACGAAGAAUUAGAUCAACUUAAUUUCAUUGAUGGAGCAUUACAAAACAAUGUAAAUGAUCCGAGUGAAUAUUAUGCAAAUGCUUCAAUUCAUACUCAAGUUGAAACAUUCUAUGCUUACUUGAGUGAAAUAACAAAAUAA
Trichomonas vaginalis G3 is the source of this 1875-nucleotide messenger RNA. Its product is annotated as guanylate cyclase protein. The transcript has a single exon. The record is from RefSeq and is a predicted model, not a curated record. Lineage: Eukaryota; Parabasalia; Trichomonadida; Trichomonadidae. The coding region runs from base 1 to 1875 and encodes 624 amino acids.